Argentina anserina (silverweed cinquefoil) is the source of this 1732-nucleotide messenger RNA. Its product is annotated as serine carboxypeptidase-like. Gene Ontology annotation, biological process: proteolysis. Gene Ontology annotation, cellular component: vacuole. Gene Ontology annotation, molecular function: serine-type carboxypeptidase activity. Bases 125 to 1657 code for a protein of 510 amino acids. NCBI's taxonomy places the organism in Eukaryota, Viridiplantae, Streptophyta, Magnoliopsida, Rosales, Rosaceae. The transcript is spliced from 9 exons. The record is from RefSeq and is a predicted model, not a curated record.
CUCCAUCAUUGUAUUCUCAGCCAAGACUUGGCCUAUGACUUCUUUCACAUCAUUUAUUCAUAUUCAACACCUAUAUAUAUAAUCCCUCAAAUCAACUCUGUUUUCUUCACCAACAAGAACAACAAUGGCAUCUACUUCUUCUCACACAUUCUUCUCUUUUCUCUUGCUGCUUCUCCUACCCUUCUUCUCUUCCUCAUAUGAUCCCAACACUAAGCCUAACCAGCUUGCUCACUUGUCUUCACCGGCAUUCUUUCCGAAACUCCAAGCAGAAAAGCUCAUCCGGGACCUCAACUUGUUCCCCAACGAUGAGAUUAACACCGGAGCUCAUCACAACUCUUCAUUGUAUUCACCAAAGCUUGUCGAAAAACGGUUCAAGAUGCCUUACCUUGGUGCUGCCAAUGGAACUAGUGUUGAAGAGCUUGGACACCACGCCGGCUAUUAUCGCCUCCCACAUUCCCACGCUGCAAGGAUGUUCUACUUGUUCUUUGAAUCAAGGACUAACAAGAAUGACCCUGUUGUGAUUUGGUUGACUGGAGGACCAGGAUGCAGCAGUGAACUAGCUGUGUUUUAUGAAAAUGGUCCUUUCCAUAUUGCAAAUAACUUGUCUCUGACUUGGAAUGACUAUGGCUGGGACAAGGCGUCAAACCUUAUCUUUGUUGACCAACCUGUUGGAACUGGUUUCAGUUAUAGUUCAGAUAGUCGUGAUACUCGUCACAAUGAAGAAGGUGUUAGCGACGACUUGUAUGAUUUCUUACAGGGGUUUUUCACUCAACAUCCUCAAUUUGCUAAAAAUGACUUUUACAUCACUGGAGAAUCAUAUGCUGGCCACUACAUUCCGGCAUUUGCUUCUCGAGUUCACAAAGGAAACAAAGAAAAGGAGGGGAUUCACAUAAACUUCAAGGGAUUUGCAAUAGGUAAUGGCCUAACCAAUCCAACUUUCCAGUACAAGGCAUACCCUGAUUAUGCACUACAGAUGAGUUUGAUUAAAAAACCUGAUUAUGACAAAAUUACAAAGUCAAUUCCAGCCUGUGAACAAGCAAUCAAGACUUGUGGCGCCACUGGUGGACAACCAUGUCUAGAUGCAUACAGCGUUUGUAAUGACAUAUUUUCCCAGAUCAUGGAUAUUAUCGGCAAUAAAAAUUAUUAUGAUAUCAGAAAACAAUGUGUAGGAGAUCUGUGUUAUGACUUCUCAAAUUUGGAGACAUUCUUGAACGAAAGACUAGUUAGAGACGCCCUAGGGGUAGGGGACAUAGACUUCGUUUCAUGCAGCUCUAUAGUGUAUGAAGCUAUGCUGACAGAUUGGAUGAGAAAUCUGGAAGUGGGCAUUCCUGCUCUUCUUGAAGAUGGAAUUAGGGUGCUAGUGUAUGCCGGAGAGUACGAUCUAAUCUGCAAUUGGCUAGGGAACUCAAAUUGGGUUCAUGCAAUGGAAUGGUCUGGUCAGAAAGCAUUUGGAGAAUCAUCAACUGUUCCUUUCAAGGUUGGUGGUGCAGAAGCAGGACUGCUGAAAAUCCACGGACCCCUUGCUUUCCUCAAGGUCCAUAAUGCUGGUCAUAUGGUUCCAAUGGAUCAACCAAAAGCUGCCUUACAAAUGUUGACAAACUGGAUGCAAGGAAAUUUGGCGAUGCAUCAGUCAAGUGAAAGAACUGCUCCCAAGUGAUAGGCUGAGAUCCUUCUCAGAUUAUCAAUACAUGAUUUUCUAAUACUCAAAGCUUAUAAACUCCCAGUAUAGAGU